AUGGGAUUAGAUCCAGACAACAAGAAUAGCGAGCAGCAGACUCCAAUGUCACUCGCUCUCGAACACGGAGACAUGGAUAUCGUCUUCGCUCUGCUCGCGGCUGGGGCCGGUCAGCGUGAGACUUAUGCACGUGGGGGCACUCUCGUGCACUACGCCGUCCGCGAGAACGAUCUGGCACUCCUCCAGUGCGCCCUUAACUCAGGCUUGGCCGUGGAUUCUAGAGACCUUACCGGCAUGACUCCGCUUUUUCACGCAGUAUCGGCAAAUGACGCAGACAACAUGGAUAUUGUGCAAGAGUUACUUGCGGUUGGUGUUGAUUCAUCAGCUGCCAACGAGGACGAGAAGACUCCUCUGCAUGCUUGCGUCACCUGCAACGACCAAAGAGUGCUGUCGACGUUGCUCCAGAUGAGCAAAGUUGACAUUCCUCGCAGACUGGCCGGGGAGAGUCCAUUGUUGCUAGCAGUCAGACUGGGGGAGAAAUGGGCGGUCGAUUUGCUUCUUGAAUCCGGAUUCCUCCCCGAUCUCCAAUCGAGCUCAGGCAAGAAAUCUAUAAAGACGGCAGCAGAUCGUGGAUACGAAAAGCUGGUUCUCUCAGUACUUCAGGCGACCACCGAUGACGCCAAUCUGACAUUCGCGGUCGCACUCUCCAUACGCUACACCGAGUUUGCCAGCCAGUUAUUGGCUUCUGGGUCCAUCGACCCCGAUCCUGCGCUUGACCAAGAGAGUCCGUUGCACGCAGCGGCCAAAGUCGGUGCAGUCGAUCUCAUGUGCAGACUUCUGCAGGACGAGCGUACCAAGAUCAACCGAAAGGACGUGGGCACUGGGAGUACGGCUCUACACAUGGCGAUUGAGGGCGGUAGCACGGAGGCUGUUGAAACUCUGCUUGCGCAUGGCGAGCGGACUGAUCCGGACGUUCCGAACAAGAUUGGGGAAACGCCGCUCUUCGAGGCGGCACGCCGAGCCAUGUUGGCGGCGUGUCAGUUGCUGAUGUCCACUGGCCGAGUAUGCGCAGCGCCACCACCCAACAAGUACGGGCUCACGCCGCUUUCCAUGGCAGCAGGGACUCGAACGGGCGGGGACGUUGUCGAGUUCCUCUUGGGGCAUGAGGAGCUAUCGGGAAACCUGAUGGAGAUUGAGAGGGCGCUUGAGCAGGCGAAGGCAUAUGCCGGGUACGACAGCUAUGAGAGGCAACGGGCGGUCAGGCUUUUGGAAGAGGCCAAGGCCAACUUGGGGACCAGCUUUGUCUUGGAAUGA
This is a messenger RNA of Diplodia corticola, 1254 nucleotides long. Its product is annotated as ankyrin repeat and socs box protein 2. The coding region runs from base 1 to 1254 and encodes 417 amino acids. Lineage: Eukaryota; Fungi; Ascomycota; Dothideomycetes; Botryosphaeriales; Botryosphaeriaceae. The transcript has a single exon. The record is from RefSeq and is a predicted model, not a curated record. Gene Ontology annotation, molecular function: protein binding.